AUAGAAAUGAUUUCGUAAGUCUAAGUCAUCGGUCACACCUGCCACUUUCUCUCAGCGACUGAGCUGAGUAUAUGGCCAACGAAGAAAGUAGUGUACUCUAAGCCUGCUUAAGAAAAUAAUUGAAAUUUUCUCAGAAGCAAUUCAACUGGGAAUUUCCCUAACUUUUCUGGAUUAAUAUGCUAAACUGGUAUCUGGAUUUUCCGUGCCUCCAUGUUACAUCACUCAUAAUUAGACUUGUUGAAUGCAAGCGACUUCAAAACAGACAAAUUUUGGUCUUGCAAGAAACAUAAUUGCUUUGAGUGCCAACCUUAUUGUGAAGACUUGUUCUUGUUAAUUUUCACAGAGAUUUUAAUAUGGCCGUGGCCUUGAAACAGGUGUUCAAUAAAGAUAAGACUUUUCGUCCAAAACGUAAAUUUGAGCCAGGCACGCAGAGGUUUGAAUUGCACAAAAGGGCACAAGCAUCGCUGAAUGCUGGACUAGAUCUGAAAUUGGCAGUGCAACUCCCUUCAAAUGAGGAUCUCAAUGACUGGGUUGCUGUACACGUGGUAGAUUUUUUCAACCGUAUUAAUCUCAUUUAUGGAACUGUAUCAGAAUUCUGCACAAAUGACACAUGCCCAAUAAUGUCAGGAGGACCUCGAUAUGAAUACAGAUGGCAAGAUGAGAAUAAAUACAAAAAGCCUACUGCACUGUCAGCACCACAAUAUAUGAAUCUCCUUAUGGAUUGGAUUGAAACCCAAGUGAACAAUGAAAGCAUAUUUCCAACCAAUGUUGGUACCCCCUUUCCUAAGAAUUUUCUGCAAGCUUGCAAGAAGAUCCUUUCUCGCCUUUUCCGUGUUUUUGUCCACGUCUACAUCCACCACUUUGACCGGAUUGGCUUUAUGGGUGCAGAAGCGCAUGUUAAUACUUGUUACAAGCAUUUUUACUACUUUGUUACAGAAUUCCAUCUAAUAGACAACAAAGAAUUAGUACCACUGAAGGAGAUGACUAUGCAAAUGUGCCAUUGAGAAAGGAUCUGCUGACCAGUUAUUGAAGAAACUGUUUCAUUCACUUAUUGAAAUGGAUUUUCUUACACAAAAGAAAUCCACUUGAAAGAAAACUCUCUCCUGUGUCAAAUAAUUAUUUACUGAUGUUUAAAUGUGAAAGAUACAAAUUCCUAACAUGGAAUUUUCUACAUCAAUAGAAAACUGUAAUGUUUGCAGAAAAUUCUAUAAGGUGAAGCAGCUACCUGGAGCAGUUAAUUGCUUAAAUUUUAUAACUACUCUAAGUUGCUUGAUAUUGUAGUUGUAUUGAUGCACAAAAUGAAGAGAAAAUUAUAGCUUUUCUAUUUUAAUUAUUCUGCUGGAUAUAAAGAUUUAUUAAUUUUUUUGUAGUUAUUUGCGAGUGAAGCGAAUUUGAAUGUAUGAGAAAUGAUGAGGCACUAUUGAAACGAGAUAAUGCAAGUCUUUUUUCAUGCCUUUUAGAAAUGAAUAUUUCAAUUUAUUUACUUGCACAAUUCAUGUGCUGAUGUAAUGAAAGGGUCUGGCUGGUGCCAGAAAACCUUUGGCAGAAGCAAUUUGCAAUAUUCCAUGCAGAUUUCACUUCUCUGAAUAUCCUAAACAAUUGGUUUAAUCAGGACUCCCAAAAGUUCUUUAUAAAAGAAUUGACCUGUGAUGGUACAAUCUCAUAGUACGAUCAGCAAUGCUGGCUCGCAGACAAGAAAAUCUGUAAAUGUAUGGUACGUCGAAUAUCACCGAACAAGAAAAUUGCUUGUUUUUUUUAAAAAAUCUAUUUAAAAAUGAAUGAUAUACUUUUUUAAACUAGUAUUUCUUGUUUAAAGCUUGACUGUUCAUAAAUACUAGAAUACAAUACAGUUUUCCUAGUUUCUGGGGGCACCUGUGGUGUAAAGAAAUUCUCUUUAAAUUGUUAUAUUUUAUAUCUUAUAUUUUAUCUAUUUGGCUUCAUACAUUUCAUGAUGUGAUUAAAUCUCUUACAGUCUGAAUUAUUUGAAUAGUUUUCUUUGCACUUAAUUCUAAGAGAUUUUGCUUUCAGAUUAAUGUCAUAUUGUUGAAACAUUUGCAUUUUAAAUUUUUCUUUCUCAAAUUCUAACUGUUGUAUGUUCUUUCCGGUGAUUUUUACCGUGAGCUCAAAGGAAUGCAUUGUUUUUGUGGGAAUGAGCGCACAACAGAAUAUUAAUCAUAACAUAGGUUAGAUUACGUUAGAACCUCUGGAUUUCAUAAGCUGUUAUGUUUGUAAAAUAUGUAGGAAAUAGAAUUUAGGAGCAGGAGUAUGCUAACUGUUCAUUGUGUUAAUUACCAGGGAUCAGUUCCAAUGAAUGUUGCUCAUUCCAAACCAAGCUGUAAGAAAAUGUUUUAUUAAUUCAGAGGAAUGCAAUAACUGCUGUGAUUCAAGACAUUUCUGCUUUAUUGUCCCUUUAGAACAAUUCUCAAUGUGGUUCCAGCAGCCACCCGUCUCUUGGGAUAAAUUUUUAUGCAGCCCCUCGUAUUGGGCACAGUAAACCCACUGCUUGUCUUAUGACAUGA
Rhincodon typus (whale shark) is the source of this 2519-nucleotide messenger RNA. It is a transcript of the gene mob3a, whose product is annotated as MOB kinase activator 3A. The transcript is spliced from 4 exons. Gene Ontology annotation, biological process: signal transduction; positive regulation of protein phosphorylation. Gene Ontology annotation, cellular component: nucleus; cytoplasm. NCBI's taxonomy places the organism in Eukaryota, Metazoa, Chordata, Chondrichthyes, Orectolobiformes, Rhincodontidae. Gene Ontology annotation, molecular function: protein kinase activator activity. The record is from RefSeq and is a predicted model, not a curated record. Bases 354 to 1004 code for a protein of 216 amino acids.